Rhipicephalus sanguineus (brown dog tick) is the source of this 5467-nucleotide messenger RNA. RefSeq names its product Krueppel-like factor 6. The transcript is spliced from 3 exons. The record is from RefSeq and is a predicted model, not a curated record. Bases 393 to 1289 code for a protein of 298 amino acids. Lineage: Eukaryota; Metazoa; Arthropoda; Arachnida; Ixodida; Ixodidae. Gene Ontology annotation, biological process: regulation of transcription by RNA polymerase II. Gene Ontology annotation, molecular function: RNA polymerase II cis-regulatory region sequence-specific DNA binding; DNA-binding transcription factor activity, RNA polymerase II-specific.
CGGGUUCGAGGCUAGACGCGCCGGCGGUGCGAGCGCGAGUGAGCGUCUGCUCGCAAAUGGAAAGAGCGCCUGCGCCUCGGCACUCCGCUGGUUCCCACAGGCGGUGCGCGUGCUUGGCGUAACGAGUGCCUUGGAUCUCCGUGACGCCUCCGCAUGCGUUGAGCUGUUUGGUGCACGCCACGAACAUGCCGUUAUAGCGGUGGCCGCAUCUGGGCCGACUGGCAGCGAUGUCCAGGAUUUCACUACCGUCGUCGGCGAGAGUUGUGCCAUCGAAAAGUUCAUCUAGCACCUGGUCGCUGCUCUAACUGACAAGUUGCCGUUUUGUUUUCGUUGUUUUUGUUCUUUCGUGCCCGUCUCUCGCUUGGGACAUCCAAGUCACCCCCGCAUCAACCAUGGACAUCUUGCCGAGUGGAAAUAUCUUUCAUGAGCUGCAAGCGAUCCACGACACUGGUUUUUUCCCGGCCCAGCCGUCGCUGGAGGAUUUCUGGCAACAGACCAUUUGGGAGAUGGACCGAUACCUAAAGGACGAGCCCCGGGACGCGACGUCCAAGCGCUGCUCUGGCCGUGAGCUGCCUUCGUCGACAGAAGAAGCGGCGCGGCUGUGGGAAGAGUGCAGCAGCCCCACCGACGCCAAGCUGCUCCUGGCUGACUCUGGCAUCGGCAGCAGCGACCUGGGCGACUCGAGUGAGGCCGAGGGCGACCGCCUCUCGGACGACCUGGACUUUGGCGCUGGCGCUAUGGACAACGCGAGCGAGAGCUCGGCCUCGAGCGCACUCUCCUGGGAGAGCGACGGCUCGGCCAAGGCCCAGCCGCCAUUCAGCCUGGUGCAGCGUGCCGCCCUCACGCCGCCUUCGUCUCCUGAAGCCGUCAGACCCCGUGCGGGUCGCAGUGGACGCCACGCCGCCGAGCCGAGCGGCAACGCAGCCGCCGCGCCUCUGCUCGCGGCUGCCGGAGCCGCCGCCAAGCAAGCGCACUUCCACCACGCGGCUCGCGGAGGCCGCCGCUUCGACGUGGACUCGAGCAAGCGCCGCAUCCACCGUUGCCAGUUCAACGGCUGCAAGAAGGUCUACACCAAGUCGUCACAUCUCAAGGCGCACCAGCGGACACACACAGGCGAGAAGCCGUACAAGUGUUCGUGGGAAGGCUGCGAGUGGCGCUUUGCCCGCUCGGACGAGCUGACGCGGCACUACCGGAAGCACACGGGCUCCAAGCCGUUCAAGUGCAACCACUGCGACCGGUGCUUCUCGCGCUCGGACCACCUGGCCCUGCACAUGAAGCGCCACCAGUGAGAGAGCGGCGCCAGCAGCAGCAGCGAGCACGACCCGGGCCCGCCGCGCGGAGCGCGCCUCCUCGUCGGAACACCCCCCUCCCCUGCCCCCCAUUUGUCAGCCCCGUCUUUCUCGUCAUCUCUGAGCAUCAUGGCACGAGCGUGUCCUCCGAAUCACUUUUACCGCGCGGUAAUCGAGCCACUCUGAGAACUCGAGGAUGGCAAAAAAAAAAAAAAAAAGAGAAAGUUAUCUGCGCGCGCGAACAGUUGGAGUUGCUACUGCGACUUCCUUCUUGACAACCUCUCCCUUAGGCUCGUGUUGCGAAUACGUGUCGUUAGCCCGGCCAAGGUACGGUGCACGAAACGUCCGCGUUACAGCACGCUGCCGAUUCAAUAUGCAAGUCAAUUACAAAGUUAAGCGAGAGAAAAAAAAACAAAAAUAAAAAAAGUUACGGCGAUCUUUCAGAUAAAAAGGCCUCACAUGUGCUUGCCCUCCCUUGCAGCAGCAGCUGCCUGUUGAAACCCUGACGAGCAGUUGUGCACAGUGGUUCGAGCGUUUCGCGAACGCUUAGUUAACGUCUCUUUCUAGCUGUUCACUUCAAACAGACAUUUUUCGAUAUUUUAGCGCUUCAGUUUUAAUUUGAACUACCCUGUGCACAGAGACCAAAUGCAACAUGCUGCUGCGGAUACCAUUUUUCUGGUGAAGACAAGAGGGACAAGGAAAGGUCGGGGUCAUUUGCAUUUCUCUAUUUCUGCAGUCCCACUCAUCCUUUAUUUAUUUCCUCAUCGAGUACGCUAGUUCUAACACUAACGAAGCGCGCUCUCGAUCCACGCCACAGACGACCUUGGUCCGUAUCGUUUUUUUGUUGUUGUUUUUUUUUUUCGGUCACUGGGAGCUACCGUGCGCCCCACGCCCCACCGCGUCACACGACGUCCCACCUCGGAGCGCCCGCAACGCUUGCCCUUGUCGGUGCGCACCUCUCAUCUCCUCUUGAGUGUGCAGGCUUUCUUACACCAAAACGAGAGCAACUAAAGAGCGCGGGUUCUCUCUUGCUUGAUUCCUACCCGGAAAAAAACAAAAAACGCACGGUUUUGAAGCAGCGGUGCUGUCGUAUUGCCAAAACGGAACGCGAUUUCCUUGCCGUAUCUGACGGCUACACCAAAGAGUUGCGCCGCUUGUCCUUCGAUCUUUCCUCGGGCGGGUGGCAACAGCGCGGCGGCCUCAGCGGGUCCGCCAGGAUGCUUGUAGAAAAGGAACGGGGAGCGCGGUCUCUUCGCGACGGCCAGAGGUGAUCGGGGAGGUUGUUUUCGUUCUGGAGAGAGUGCGUAGCGUGCGCGGGGAAUGCAGGAGCUUCGCGCGGGAUCCCGUUAGGAGUGUGUCCUUCCCUGCCCCUUUUUUCCCGAACCCUGCCGCCCACUUGGAAUACAAAGGACAUCGUCACGGCGCUCAGUGACUGCGCGUGGACGAACGUUCGACGGCGCCGGACACCUCCGAGGAGUCGGCGGCCCAACCCCCACAAUUCCCCGGCACCACCGCCGACGACGACGCGGAUGCGUGUGGACAAUGCUGCUUCGCGUUUCUGAAAGACUUUGACUCGAACCGUCUCGCUUGUGGAUGUGCGUGUGCAUGCAUUACAUACUGGUGUUCGUUCCCCUCGCUACACUCUUCCCAGUCCCCUUUCCCUCCUCACAUAAACAUACAAACACAUACAAACAUGCAUUCUAUAUUCCCCCAUUUCAUAUGAGUCCCUGUUGUUUGUUACGGUAUGAAGUAAUCUUGCCUUCUAAAGCGCCGUUACAUUUCGCUCCAGUUGCUGUCUGACUGGUUACUACAAUUUAAUGUCUUUCUUUUCUUCUUCUUAUUCUGUUAUUGCUUACGUUAUGCUGUCCAGUAAAUGAAUCUUGUGAGCAAAUCAUGGUGCAUCCACAAACGAUUUUUUUUUUCAGCGGAAAGAUGUCAUUUUAGACCAAACUAAAUGAAAAAGAACAAAAAAAGUACGAGUCUAUGCGGACGCCGUGUGGAGCUUCCAGUGGUUUUCAGUGAACAUUUUACAUUUCGUUUGUUCAAAGGCGCUAACACUGCCUGCCGAAGUGUGAUGGCUUGCGAAGCCGUUUGUGCCAGCUGAAGCGCCUCUCGUUCGGCACCGCGCUGCACACGCAGCUAGUGCAGCGCAACUCCAGAACGAUCGGCAGCCAAGCCACGCGACUGUGUACAUUUUCUGUGUCUCAUUAUCGCCUUCUUUCUAUUCUAUACGUGUUCACGUGCGCAUGCGUGUAUCAUGUUCACAGCUUACUUUGGUUUCUUUUUUUUUUUAACACUUACGGAUUUUUGCGGCUCUGUAAAGUGAGCCGCUUCCCACCGCAGAUGCGAUCGAGCACUGUGUCGCAUAUCGAGCGGUUCAAAAUGCAGUGUAUAUGAGAAACUUACUUUUUUGAUUAAUUCUUGUUGUUGUUGUUUUUUUUUUGUCAUUUUUCUCUCGUGUUUUUGAGUAUCACAUAUAUUUUGAUAUCGCCCCUUUCCGCCUGUCAGCACCGUCCUUUCCCAGUUUUAUGUGACCUUCAUAUCCAGUUUCUUGAGUAAUACGUCGUCUUGUUGUUGAAAUGCAGUUUUUAUGUCGCGUACGUUGUGCAUGAAACAGAGCUUGUAUAUGUAGAGACUAUUGCUUUCGCGAUUGUUAAUCUGUUUGUUUUUUUCUUGCUUCUGUAUACUUUGAUGAAUCGGUACUGCCCGUAAGUGCAAAAUGUCUAAGAAAGUAAUGAAAUCAAUGUUCAGGAAAUUUGACCGUUGUAUAUAGAACGGUAACACCUGUUCUUGGGAGGACGUCAAUUUUCCUGGUUUUCUGAAAAGUGCAAAAUAUUUCGCUAGUACCUCGCGUAUUUCUUUUCUCUUUUUUUUUUUUUAAAGAAUCGCAUGUUUCGACCGGGAUUAGGCAAAAUGCCUCAAGGAAAAUUAUUUUCGGGAUAAAUUUCGCAUAUAAGCGCGCCUCAUAGGUAAUGAGUUCACGAUCGAGAUAUAUAAGCCAGAGGAGGUGCUAUUGAACGACUUGUCUCUUUGAAGAAGCACGAAGCAUACCACUUCUAAGCGUGACUGGGCCAGCGAACCGAACGGUCCGCGGGUUACAGCUCUAUAUGACCAAAACCAAAUGGCAUUAUAAUGGAAACGUUUUUCGUGCUAGUCUUUCGAUUCAUUGAAAGGAGAAGAAAAAGAACUGUGCAUCAUUCAUAACCCAAAUACGACAAGACUGACAUGCAGACUAUUAACCGCAGUGCACCGCGCAUAAUCAUACUGCUCUAGUCCCGUCACAAAAUAUGCUUUUUUGUGUGUGUACAGAGAGAAAGAUAUAUAUAUGUAAAUUCGUCCAGCUGUAUUGGAACCAAAAAAGCUGCUGAAAAACCGACAAAAAACAAUAAAAAAAGGCUGUGUUUGCUUCUGCCCAAAUCCUACUUAAACCGAUCUUACGCCGCUAUUUCCUAGAGCUGUCUCAGCGCAGAGUAUUCGUGGGUCGCGAGUUGGAAGCUCAAAAUGGACAGGCAAACAACGCCUUACGUGUGAGAGGAAGAGCGAUUUAAGGGAGGUUUUAUUCACCACACCCAUCCCGUUGCAUACUUCAAAAAGUGCCAUGUUUUGAGAGUCGCGUGUUGGAUACAAAGAGUGUGAAGCAAUGUUUCCUGCGUGUAAUCGUCAUGUUGUUUUUCGUACGUUUUACAACGCAAUUCCAGCUAUCAUUCUGCUUGUUUACCAUUUAAGAGUGUUCUCUGUUCCUCUCGAGUGCAUUGCGCGCGCAUUGUGUCACUAGCGGCUGCUGUUUGUUUAUCGCGUGUCAUUGAUACAUUGCCACUGUUUUCUCCGCAUCGUCGCUUUCGAGCUGCUUCAACUCACCAGUGAUCGUGCGUGCGCGGUUGUGUCUCCGCCAACACUGCUGCGUGGACGAAGGAAGACGAGGAGAGAGCAAAGGGCGUUCGUUCGCCGGCACGGCUCUGGAACACUCGGGCGCAAGAAAAACAUCUGGGAUGUGGUAGAUUUUUCGCGGACCAAACUCUUUGCCAGGUUAAGGAAAAAAAAAAGAAAAGGACGGGCACGGGGAAACAGAACCUUGCAGACAGUCCUAGGACGCUUAGAGCAUUUAUAUAAUCCAAACGAGGUGAGACUGGACGCUUAGAAAGCUUUUUAUAAAAGAGAAAUAAACUCACGACAUCGCA